Molecule: messenger RNA, 1261 nt
Organism: Schistosoma margrebowiei
Lineage: Eukaryota; Metazoa; Platyhelminthes; Trematoda; Strigeidida; Schistosomatidae
Source: the annotation of a GenBank genome assembly
CUGGCUGAUUAGCAUUGAAACUAUUAGUUAAUUACAAUUGUUUUAGAAUAUCUCAUUUAGAAAAUACACAUAAAACGCCAAUGGAAGAUAUCAUUAAAGAAGCUGAUAAGUUAGUUGCACAAGGUCAAUUUCACAAAGUUUAUCAUUAUCUCAAAGCUUCAUUGAAAAAUUAUGAUGAUGUUGAAUUAUUAUGGAGAUUUGCUCAAGCAUGUUAUCUUUGUGUUUAUUAUGUCACAAAUAAACCAUGUAAAGCAUUCUGUGAAACAUAUUUCUCAGAGGGGAUGAAUGCAGCUAAAAAGGCUAUGGAGAAAAACCCUAAUCAUGCUAAUUCCUUAACGUGGUAUGGUAUCUUAUGGGAUGAACACAGUAAUUUGAAAGGUUUCUCAGAAAGAUUCAGGAACGUUUCACAGUUAUAUGACAUAUGGAUUAAAUCACAAAAACUUGAUCCGAAUAACUUUUUAACUGAGGGUAGCUUAGGCAUAUGGUAUUUUAUUAUGACAGAUGUAUACAGUACAAAACCAGAACUUUUUAAAGGUACAAAGUAUACUGGGAAGGAAUUCUCUUAUGAAUUGGCAUUAAAACAUAUGCUGAAAUGUGAAGAAUUGGCUCCUAUGAGAUCUGUAAUAACACUGGCACAUUUGGCUAAAUGUUAUGCACGACUAGGAGAAAAAGACAAAGCGAAAGAUUAUGCUCUUAAAGUACUUAAUUAUCCUGCACAUCAUGUCGAAGCCGAUGAGGCUAGGAAAGAAGUUGAGGAAUUAUUUCAAACACUUAAAUGAUUACAUUGAUAAUGAUAGUAACUACUGUACUAUAAUGAGGAAGGAAUUAUAUUCCAUCACAUUAAGAUUAAUGAAGCGAUUACUAGUACUAACUUAUCAUAGUGUUUCAUGUAUAUGAACAUUCUACAAAUAUAUGUGAUGUGUGUAUGAUGAACUUUGUUAUUUAAGUUCUGUAUGUUCAAUUGAAUUGUUAACUGUCUGUCGGAGUGACAGUAAACAACUGUAUCUGAUCAUUUUCUCUAUCAUAAGAACAUUUUUCUAACCACAAAAGAAACGUGUUGCAACUACAGUCCUAAUCUAUCACCAUGAUUAUUAAGAUCAGAAAAGUUACAGUUUGAAUACGUUAUUCACAAAUUUAAGCGAUUGAACUCAUUUGUAUACAUUAUUUGUUUUACCUGUUCCUAAUGGAAUUCCAAUGUGUACACGGAUUAGUCUGUGAAUAAUCACGAUUACUACAAUCCAGUUGUUAGUGCUCAUCAAAA